UCACUCGCAAUUCGUAGUCAGAGCCGCGCCGCGCAUGUAUCGUGACGUGCCGCAGUUAGCACUAUCGGCGCUCGUUCCGCUCGUCGUUACUGAAUCCUUACGAUUCGUUGCGCUCAGACCCGUUCCGUCGCAGUAUCUCGAUAUUCUGCAAGCGCGGUCGGCGCCCCGCGAUAAACUCUCUAUUUGCACCUGGUGACAUCUGAAGCAUCGUUUGUUUUUCCUAGCGUGUUACGGAUACGAGAGCAACGAGGAUGCCGAGCGCGGUGCUGAACGGGAGCCGUGGCUCGCACUCCCCCGAUGACAUCGUGUUGACAGGCUUGUCAGGCCGCUUGCCCGAGUCUGACAACAUCGAGGAGUUCGCGCGGCAGCUGUUCGAUGGCGUCGACCUCGUCACCGCUGACGACAGGCGCUGGACCCCUGGGUUGCACGGGCUGCCAGAGCGCAAUGGCAAGCUCAAGGAUUUGGCGCACUUCGACGCAACGUUCUUCGGUGUGCACGCCAAGCAAGCGCACCUCAUGGAUCCACAGCUUCGGCUACUGCUUGAGCUCACGCACGAGACCAUCGUAGACGCCGGCCUAAACCCGGCCGAGCUGCGCGGUUCGCGCACUGGAGUCUACGUGGGCGUGUCCAACUCCGAGACCGAGGAGAUGUGGACCGUCGAUCCCGACAAGAUCAAUGGAUACGCGCUCACCGGCUGUUGCCGCGCCAUGUUCCCCAACCGCAUCUCGUACACGUUCGAUCUGCGCGGGCCCUCGUACGCCAUCGAUACGGCCUGCUCGAGCUCCAUGUUCGCGCUGGCGCAAGCAGUGAUCGCGAUGCGGGCCGGCCACUGUGACGCGGCCGUCGUCGCCGGAACCAACCUGUGUCUCAAGCCGGCCAAUUCGCUCAAUUUCCACCGGCUGAGUAUGUUGUCGCCGGAGGGGCGGUGCGCCGCGUUCGACGCGAGCGGGCGCGGCUACGUGCGUUCGGAAGCGGCGGUGGCGGUGCUACUGCAGCGGCGUGGCGACGCGCGGCGAGUGUACGCCACCGUCCGCGGCGCGCGCAUGAACACCGACGGCUCUAAGGUGCAGGGCAUCACCUUCCCCUCGGGCGAGGUGCAGCGCGCGCUCGCACAGGAGACGUUCCACGAGGCCGGUCUGCGGCCGCAGGACGUCGCCUACGUAGAGGCGCACGGCACUGGCACUAAGGUCGGUGAUCCUCAAGAAGUGAACGCGAUUGCAGAUUUUUUCUGUAACAAUCGGACGAAGCCCUUGUUACUGGGCUCCGUGAAGUCCAACAUGGGACAUUCAGAACCGGCGUCGGGCCUUUGCUCCAUCGCCAAAGUGGUGGUGGCUAUGGAGUACGGAAAGAUUCCUGGCAAUUUGCACUUCAAAGAACCUAAUCCGGAUAUACCCGCUCUCAGUGAUGGAAGAAUAAAGGUGGUGGACCGAAACAUGGAGUGGGACGGCGGACUGGUGGCGGUGAAUUCGUUCGGAUUCGGCGGAGCGAACGCGCACAUCAUCCUAGAAUCGGAGCGCAGCGAGAAGCGCGCGCGCGCCGAGUACGAGGUGUCGCGGCUGGUGCUGGCGUCGGGCCGCACCGAGGAGGCGGCGCACGAGCUGCUGGCUCUGGCUGCCGAGCACCGCCGCGACGCCGACCUGCACGCGCUGCUCGACGCCGUGCACGCGCGCAACAUACCUGGGCACAGCUUCCGCGGGUACACGUUGUUCGACGUCGACGGCGCGCCGCAGGAGGAGAUCAUUGAGACGGACGGCAGCGAGCCACGGCCGGUGUGGUUCGUGUUCUCCGGCAUGGGCUCGCAGUGGCCGGGCAUGGCGCGCACACUGAUGCGGCUGCCGGUGUUCGCAGCCAGCAUCCGGCGCUCGGCCGCGGCGCUGAAGCCGCACGGCAUCGACCUCGUGCACGCGCUGACGGAUGCACCUGACACGGCGUUCGACGACGUGGUGACUUCGUUCGUGUCGAUCGCGGCGGUACAAGUGGCGCUGGUGGACGUUCUGCGCGAGCUGGAAGUGCGUCCCGACGGCAUUGUCGGACACUCUGUCGGCGAGAUUGGUUGUGCAUAUGCGGACGAGACGUUGACGGGCGAGCAAGCGGUGUUGGCUGCGUACUGGCGUGGCCGCAGCAUCAUUGACGCAAAGUUAUCACCGGGCGCGAUGGCGGCCGUGGGCCUCUCCUGGGAGAGCUGCCAGAAGCGCUGCCCUUCUGACGUAUCUCCGGCGUGCCACAAUUCUAACGAUAACGUCACGAUUUCCGGGCCGGUACCGUCAGUGGAAAAGUUCGUUGCCGAGCUCUCGGCGGAGGGCGUGUUUGCUCGCCGUGUCAAUAGUUCCGGAGUCGCGUUCCACAGCAAGUAUAUAGCGACAGCCGCGCCAUUAUUACGGAAGAGUCUGGAGAAAAUCAUCCCCAAUCCUAAACCUCGUUCCCAGCGCUGGAUCUCAUCAUCGUUGCCCAAGGACCAAUGGGAAUCGGAUCUCGCCAAGCUCAGCGAUGUGAACUACCACGUGAACAACUUGCUGUCGCCGGUGCGGUUCGCGGACGCGGUGCGCGAGAUCCCGGCGCGCGCCAUCGUGGUGGAGGUGGCGCCGCACGCGCUGCUGCAGGCCGUGCUGAAGCGCGCGCUGCCCGAGGCGGCGCACGUGCCGCUGGUGCGGCGCGACGCGGCCGACACGCUGCGCCACCUGCUGGCCAGCACCGGCAAGCUGUACGCGGCGGGCGGACAGCCGCAGGUGGCGCGGCUGUACCCGGCGCCGCACUGGCCCGUGGCGCGCGGCACGCCCGGCCUGGCGUCGCGCGUGCGCUGGGACCACUCCAUCGAGUGGAGCGUCGCACACUUCGGCUCUGCCUCGCGCUCCGGCGAAAACAUCCUCGAGUUCGACCUGUCGCGUCCCGAGGACUCUUUCCUGGCUGGCCACAACAUCGACGGCCGUGUACUGUUCCCUGCCACCGGGUAUCUAACUCUCGUUUGGAGAACCGUAGCCAAGUUACACAAUAAGAAACCGGAAGAAACUGCGAUUGUUCUGGAGAAUGUACAGUUCAAGCGCGCUACCAUCAUGUCGAGCGAGGGUCCCGUGCGAUUCUUGAUCAACAUCUUGGAUGGCACGGGGCAGUUCGACGUGUGCGAGGGCGGCGCGGUGGUGGUCACCGGCGUGGUGCGCCUCGCCGACACGGACACAGACGAGCGGCUGCCGGCCGCGGAGGUCGAGCCCGACGCGACCGACGCCGCAGCGCCACUCGUCACUGAAGACAUUUACAAGGAAUUGAGACUCAGAGGCUACAAUUACGGUGGUAUUUUCCGUGGAAUUAAGUCUUCGGACGCGCGCGGCACCGUCGGAGAGCUCACCUGGAACGGUAACUGGAUCUCGUUCAUGGACACAAUGCUUCAGUUCGGCAUCAUCGGGGUGGACACGCGCGAGCUGUACCUGCCGACGCGAUUGCGGCGCGCGCUUAUCGACCCUGUGGCACACCUGCGUAGCGCCGCCGCCGGCGUGCGCGUCACCAUGCGCCGCGACAUCGACGUCAUCUCGGCCGGAGGCGUGGAGCUGCGUGGUGUCAAAACCAGCCUCGCUCCGCGUCGCGCCAAUGCGCAAGCGGCGCCCAAGCUCGAGAAAUACACUUUCCUCCCGUAUGACAACGCCAACAUAGCCACCGAGGACACCUCGCGCUCCAAACGUGACGCUCUCGCCGUCAGCCUGCAGGUGGUACUCGAGAAUGCGGGAGCACUGAAACUGAAGACGGUGGAGGCGGCACUGGGCCGCGCGGCCGAAGCUCUGCUCACGCCGAUCGCGAUGCGCAUCCUCGACGAGGAACCGCAAGUGCGCGUCGACGCCUCGCUCGCCGCGGGUCCGGAGGCCGCCAACUACAAGGCGUCCAUGGAGGAACUGGGCGUUAAGGUGACACAAAAGGACGGGCGUUCGGCGCCGCCAGAAAGCGAGUGCCACCUGGCAAUGGCGGCGGAUGUGUUGUCUCGGCACGGCGGCGGCGUACUGGCGGCGCUGGCAUCGGCGCUCGGCGACACCGGCAUGCUGCUGCUGGAGGAGCCGCGCGGCGCCCUCAACGAGCCCGCGGCCAAAGACACGCUCGAGCGCGCCGGCCUCUGUCUGGUGUCGCGCCAGGCGGCGGCCGCCUGCGAGUACCUGCUGUUGCGCAAGCGCGUGGCGCUGCCCGCCGCAUACGUCGUCAUCGACAUCACCGACGACAAGGCGUUCGGCUGGGUGGACGACAUGCGCACGGCGCUGGCGCGCGCCGAGAGUGAGGAGCUGCGCGUGUACGCGGUGACGCGGGCGGUCGACUGCGGCGCGCUGGGGCUGGCCACGUGUCUGCGCGCCGAGCCCGGCGGCCGCGCGCUGCGCGUGUUCUAUAUGCCGGGCGCCAAGGAACCGUUCGCGGUGGGCUCCGCCGUCUGCGCGCCGCAGGUGCAGAAGGACGUAGCGGUGAACGUGCUGCGCGCUGGUGUGUGGGGCACUUACCGACACUUGCCGCUGGCGGCGGCGGCUGACGCACAGUUGCAAGUGGAACACGCGUACGUUAACACGCUGACGCGUGGUGACCUGUCCUCGCUGCGGUGGAUCGAGAGCCCCCUGCGGUACGCGCGGGAGACACCGCUGCCGGCUGGCACCGACCUCUGCAGCGUUUACUGCGCACCGCUUAAUUUCCGUGACAUCAUGUUAGCUACGGGAAAACUGCCGCCGGAUGCGUUGCCGGGCAAUCUUGCCGGCCAAGAGUGCAUCCUCGGUUUGGAGUUCAGUGGCAGAUCGUCGAAAGGCAAGCGUGUUAUGGGCAUGGUAGCGGCGCGCGGUCUUGCCACCACUGUCCUCGCUGAUGAGAGCUUUUUGUGGGAAGUGCCGAAAAAGUGGUCACUGGAGGAGGCUGCGACAGUGCCGGUAGCAUAUGCGACGGCUUACUACGCGCUGUCGGUGCGCGGCGGUAUGCGGCGCGGCGAGUCGGUGCUGAUCCACGCGGGCACGGGCGGCGUGGGCCAGGCCGCCAUAGCUAUAGCGCUGCACGCCGGAUGCACGGUGUUCACCACUGUGGGCACCGCCGAGAAACGAGCGUUCCUACGCUCGCGGUUCCCAGAGCUGCCGGACGCGAACAUCGGCAACUCGCGCGACACUUCGUUCGAACAACUCGUGCAGAAGCGCACGCGCGGCCGCGGAGUGAAUCUGGUGCUCAACUCUCUGGCCGCCGACAAGCUGCUUGCUUCCGUACGCUGCCUUGCCGAAGGUGGCCGGUUCCUCGAGAUCGGCAAGCUCGAUCUCUCCAAUGACACCGCUCUGGGUAUGGCGAUAUUCCUCAAAAACACAACAUUCCACGGCAUUCUAUUGGAUGCCUUGUUCGACGCGGACAGUACACAUCCCGACAAGGCCGCCGUGGUGCGCUGCCUGAACGAGGGUCUCGCCGCCGGAGCCGUACGCCCCCUGCCCGCCACCGUGUUCACCGACAGCCAACUCGAGCAAGCUUUCAGGUACAUGGCGACGGGCAAGCACAUCGGCAAGGUGUUGGUGCGCGUGCGCGAGGAGCAGGCGGCGCCGGCGCGGCUGGUGUCGGCCGUGCCGCGCACCUACCUGCACCCGGCGCGCUGCUACGUGCUCGUCGGCGGGCUGGGCGGGUUCGGGCUGGAGCUGGCGCAGUGGCUCACGGUGCGCGGCGCCACGCGCCUCCUGCUCAACUCGCGCAGCGGCGUGCGCACCGGCUACCAGGCCUGGUGCAUACGCAGAUGGCGGGAACAAGGCGUGCAAGUGGCGGUGUCCAAGGCCGACGCGACCACCGAGGAGGGAGCGAAGGCUCUGAUCCGUGAGGCGGCCAAGUUGGGGCCCGUGGGUGGCGUGUUCAAUCUCGCCGCAGUCUUGCGGGAUGCGUUCCUUGAAAAACAGACUCCCGCCGAUUUCCAAGCAGUCGCCAAGCCGAAGAUUGAUGCAACCAAAGCAUUAGAUGUGGCGACGCGCGAACUCGCUCCAGAACUGGAAUACUUUGUGGUGUUCUCGUCGGUGUCGUGUGGGCGGGGUAACGCCGGACAGAGCAACUAUGGGCUCGCCAACUCGGCCAUGGAGCGCAUCGUGGAGCGACGCCAGGCCGACGGACUGCCCGGCCUCGCCGUGCAGUGGGGCGCCAUUGGUGAGGUGGGUCUCAUCGUGGAGACCAUGGGCGGUGACGAGACAGUGGUGGGUGGCACCAUACCGCAGCGCAUCGCGUCGUGCAUGGAGGCACUGGGCACUCUGCUGGCGCUGCCGCACGCCGUCGCUGCGUCCAUGGUGCUCGCCGACAAGCGUCGCGCCACGCGACAGCCACGACAGGACCUCGUGCACGCGGUCGCCAACAUCCUCGGCAUCAAAGACCCCAGCAAGGUGUCCGAGGCCGCCAACCUCGCCGAGCUCGGCAUGGACUCCCUCAUGGGAGCUGAAAUCAAGCAGACGUUAGAGCGUGGUUACGAUGUGGUACUGGGCGUGCAGGAGAUUCGCGGACUCACUUUCGGCAAGCUGCGCGCCAUGUCCGGGGAGGCGGGCGGAGGCGCCGACGCGCCCGCUGCCGCCGCGCCUGCGCCCGUCGCCGCCGAGAGCGAGGAGGCGGCCGACUCCCUCGUGCAGUUCGCCACACUAAGCGAGUUGAUGCCGAAGCAGGCGCUCGUCAAGAUGCCUAGCGCGUCGCCGGCCUCUUCUAACGCUCCACCAGUAUUCAUGGUGCACCCGAUCGAAGGCGUGGUGGAGGUGUUGCGCGGCGUGGCGGGCGGCGUGCGCGGGCUCGUGUACGGCCUGCAGUGCACGGCGGCCGCGCCGCUGGACAGCAUGGCGGCGCUGGCGCGGCACUACGUGGGGCACGUGCGCGCCGUGCAGCAGCGCGCGCCCUACACGCUGCUGGGCUACUCGUUCGGCGCGACGGUCGCGUUCGAGAUGGCGCUGCAGCUGGAGGCGGGCGGCGCGGCCGUGCGGCUCGUGCUGGUGGACGGCUCGCCCGCGUACGUCGCGACGCACACGGCCCGCGGCAAGAGCAAGCGCGCCGCUCGCUCCGCCGCCGCCGACGAGUCCGACGCGCUCGCCUUCUUCACGCAGCUGUUCAAGGACAUCGACGCCGCCAAGGUGGCCGCCGAGCUGGAGCGCCUGCCCGACUGGGAGGCUCGCGUGAGCCGAAUCGCGCAGGUGGUGGGCGCCGGCGACCCGGCGUUGCCCGCCGCCGCCGCCUCUUUCUAUCGCAAGCUGGUGAUCGCCGACGCGUACAAACCGACUCAGAAGCUGCGCGCGCCCGUCACGCUGUUCACGGCGCGCGACAACUACGUGACGCUGGGCGAGGACUACGGGCUGCGCGAGGUGUGCGCGGGGGAGGUGAAGACGCGGCAGCUGGCCGGCACGCACCGCACCAUCCUGCGCGGCGAGUCGGCGCGCGCCAUCGCCGACCACCUGUCGUCGCUGCUGACACAAUAGCCGGCGCGCCGCGCGGGCCGGGCGCGCCGCCGCCGCCGCUAGUCCGCGCGACCCGCCGCGCCCGCCGCCGGCGCCACCCCGCCGCCUGGCCCACUGGCCCACUGGCCCACUAGUAUACAAUCGUUUAUUCGGAACGUCGAGGGGCGAGUGAUACGUUACAUUCCCGAUGUCAGUGGGAGCGCGAAGAGAUUGGAGAAGCUGGACCGAUCUCGCAGCGUACGGGCCACACGUGUCGCGGUCAGGCCACGUGUUCGCAUGCACGGUACGGGCACACUAGUGAUCCACAUUACAGUAAACAUCCAUAAGCGGUAACAUUAUGAUGACAGAAUAUGGGAAUAUUCCAUAACUGCUUAUAUAUAGAUAUAUCUAGAUCAAUCAAAGUCUACGAUAAUGAUAUAGUUAUUAUUAUCCGAAGUUUACGGGGGGUCACCGAAAUAAAAAGGCCCACGUGACCGUGCAGUCAGCCGCGAGAUCGAUCUUGCUUUGUAAUCCUAAUGAGCAUGACACUAGUUUGAAUCUCAAAUUGUAGAUAAUUUAGCGGUGUAAGAGGGUAGCGAAUUGUUGCAUGAUGGGUGUUGCGAGUCCCACGUGAGGCGUUCACGUUGGGUGUCGUCUGCGAAGAGUUCCGCGCAUGCGCACGUGGCACUCGCCCGCCUCUGUAAAUGGCUUAUGUGUACCGAGUUGUGUAAAUGUUGUAUAUAUACAGGUGUAUAUGUACAUAAUAUGUGAAUGUAAACUGUUCGUUACCUCUUGUACGAUCUAUGUUCCAAAAGGUUUUGUUUUUUGUUAUUUAUUGCGUAGUAUUUAUUUAAGAAAAUUAUGUAUUUUAUAAUACAUCGGUAUUGUGGAAAAGGGAUUACCGCACACAAAUAAACACAUACAUAUUCAUUACUCACACACAUGAUAUAUUAAAAAGCACGGAUAGUUUGGAGUGCGCCGGUUUAGUUACGCUAAAUUAUUUAUGUUCAUUGAAUGUAUACAUAAUUUUCUAAGCACACUUGAUUAGUUUAGUGUAAGUUGAACAUAGUGUACGUGUGCAUCAUGUGGGACCACCCACGCGCACAUAUACACUUACAUACAGGCGUUCAUACGGUCAUCACAAAAGACACUAAUGGUGAACAAAGAAUAUGAUAUCAUUGUAUAGGAAAUAUCAUUCAAAUAUCGUAUUUGUAUAUGUUAUUAAGGUAGCACGGUGAAGCUGGCGCGUGCAACGUGUCGGGACUAAUGUUUUAUACGUAGUUUAUAAUGUAAUACGUUCCUAGGUAAGGACGAGCGGCGGCUCCUGCGCGGGCGCCGCUGCCGUCACGCCUCGUUCACACGCUGCUGUUAUAGCGUGCAAUUAUGUAGCCGCUGCAAAUGAUAUCACAAAGUAUACAGCACGCAGCUUGCUGUGCAGCGGUUGUGCGCCACCGUGUGCCAUGUAACAGCAUCGUGUGAGGCCUUACUGACCGGUGCGGGCGCGCGCCGGCGGCUCGCGGGCUCGGCGCGGCGCCCCGCCCCGCCGCCGCCCCGCCGCCGCCGCCGCCCCCCCGCCCCGCCGCCGCCGCGCUCUCACUGCUACUACACACUUAGAUUAAGUAGAAUUAGAUUUUGUGUACGGUUGUUGUGAUAAAUUAUUUUGUUACUGACAUAACCUUGGAAUUCUGUGAUUAAAAGUGCAUUAUUUUUA
Molecule: messenger RNA, 9081 nt
Organism: Manduca sexta (tobacco hornworm)
Lineage: Eukaryota; Metazoa; Arthropoda; Insecta; Lepidoptera; Sphingidae
Gene: FASN1
Product: fatty acid synthase
Exons: 18
Coding region: 252-7412 (2386 amino acids)
Biological process (GO): fatty acid biosynthetic process
Molecular function (GO): fatty acid synthase activity; 3-oxoacyl-[acyl-carrier-protein] synthase activity; phosphopantetheine binding
Source: RefSeq, a predicted model, not a curated record